AGCUUAUAACUUUACCACCAAACUUUUCUAGUACGAGAAUGAUUAUGCAAUUAUAUCGGUCCAAUUUAUUUUCUCUUCCGAAAUUUCAAAAACAAGUUAAAGUUCAUGUUAACAAUAAUAUAGUCAUAGCGCGUUUAUCGGCUCGCUAUCGAUUUAGUUCAUUGCAGCCUAAAUCUUUUCGAACUGAAGCGACGUACGCUUUUCCGUUCACAACUGCAACGACAACUACGAAAAUAACUUCCCAUUUACGAUUUAUUACCCAAAAUAGUAAAUUUUUUAUUAUCAAUUAUAAUGCAUUUUUUCGUAACUCAUUUAAACGGCAGCAACAACACAUACAUAUACCAUCAUAUCCACUAAUAAAACGACAACAAACAGCAUUUCAAAUAGCAUUUAAGCAGGCAGGGCGAGAAUUUCUUCGUUUUCUUAAAUAUUUAUUUAUAAGUUUAUUAUCUACGGUACUAAUCGGUUUAUUAUCAUGGAGGGGAUAUCAUUUUUAUAUUGAACAUUUUUUGCAUCCAACACCCACAAAAUUAUCACGUACAGCAAGAGAUUGUUUGAGAGGAGCCUACGUACGCACAAAUUUAUCACCUGAUUCACAUAUGGCAGAAAUCUAUUUAAGACAAGCACUUCAAAUUGUACUUGAAAAAGACAAAUUAGAAAUAAAUGAUCCCAUCGUUAUCGAUAUUUUGCAAUUAUUAUGUGAUAAUUUUGUUUGGAGGGGAAGCUUACAUGAUGCUAUUAUGCAAUAUAAACAAAUCUUGGAAUUAUUAUUACAGCAACCACAAAAUGAAGGAAGAGAGAUUGAAAUUGCAAAGAAAUUGGGAGAUUUAUAUAUAAGAGUUAAAGAAUAUAAUACGGCGGAAAAAUAUCUUGUGUGGGCAAUAGGUUUAUUACAAGGAAAUAAAGUUGAAUUAUUUAAUGAAAAUGAUGAAUCAGUGGAAUUUACUUCAACUUCGAUAUUUACAAAUUCGUCAUUAAUUAACAAAGAUUUUAUAGCGAUAACAGAUUUACUUGCAAGUAUAUAUGCAAAACAGAGGAAGUAUGAUUAUGCUCUAACAUUCUAUUUAGGAUUACUUAAGAUGAUACAAGAAAAACAAAAAAUAGACGACUUUACAUUGAAAUGUUGGGAGGCAAUAAUUAAUUGUCAUUUAGGAGAAAUUUUUUAUGAUAUUGGAAAAUAUGAUGAGGCUUUGGGUUGGUUACAAAAAGGGUUAUCUAUAGCUAAAAGUAAUAGUGGAAAUAAAGAUUGUGAUGAAUGUGCUGGAGUUAUUCUUAAUAAUCUUGGUUUAAUACAUGAAAGAAAAGGAAAUAAUGAAUUGGCUAUUUCUUUAUAUACUAAUGCUAUAGAAUUUGCUGAAAAAGCACAGGAUUUUAUUGGGAUUGAAGAUUUCGCUAGAAAUUUAAAUCGUGUUCAAUUACAAGAUAAUGAAAUUAUCAAAGAACAAAAGAAAUAAAAUCAUGUAAACAAAGUUUCGAAGUUCGAAUA
Molecule: messenger RNA, 1486 nt
Organism: Rhizophagus irregularis DAOM 181602=DAOM 197198
Lineage: Eukaryota; Fungi; Glomeromycota; Glomeromycetes; Glomerales; Glomeraceae
Molecular function (GO): protein binding
Source: RefSeq, a predicted model, not a curated record